Ostrinia nubilalis (European corn borer) is the source of this 675-nucleotide messenger RNA. Its product is annotated as forkhead box protein G1-like. The record is from RefSeq and is a predicted model, not a curated record. The coding region runs from base 1 to 648 and encodes 215 amino acids. Lineage: Eukaryota; Metazoa; Arthropoda; Insecta; Lepidoptera; Crambidae. The transcript has 4 exons.
AUGGUGGCAGACUUAUUCAAUUCGUUAGUUGAAGAUCUCACUCAACAGUUGUCAUCGUGUGAUGAAGGGGCUCAUCAGAAAACAAAAGAGAGUCAGGAGCUGGUAUCGUUUGCGUUUUUUAAUUAUUUUUUUCAUUGUUACAGACCUACCCCAGACAAAAAAGUUCGUCAAAGCGUGAACAAAAAGGUGGUCAACUCACCACAACCGCAGCCAUCACCGCAACCGCAGUCGCAACCGCCACCGCCACCGCAAGCGGCCAAUUCGCCUGUCAAGCAGAGCAGGGUGCGGUCAAGCAGCGUGUCUUCGCCCACGUCCACUCCUCCUACGCAGCCCACAAGGAAGAGGACUUCUUCUGGAGUAUUCCAGGUCGAUGAUGCAGAACCACCCCCGAAGAAGGCCGAAAUAAUGAGGUCUAACUCAGACGGUUCUCAAAAGAAACCGGAAGUGAGGCCAAACUCGGACGGUUCUCAAAAGAAAUCGGAAGCGGUCUCCAACGGUCGCCGGAAGACGGACCUCGCCGACGGAGACAAGGAUAGGCAUAAAGAGAAAGUGAAACAGAAAGAGACAAAAAAACCCAUAGAGCAAUUCGACAUUACAGCGAAAACCAAAACAGUGUCUGCUUUCAAAGAGAGCGACAGUUGGGAUUAAGCGUAGAAUAAAUGAAUGUUGACAUCA